AUGGCAUAAGUUAAUAAAAGGAAGUAAUCUAAAUCUUUAGAUGAUAGUGAAGUAGCAAUAAUCAAAUUAAGUUAUAGUAUAGAGUGAAGCAGUGUAAGGUAGGUGGAUAAAGGAAGAACAUUAAAGAUUUGUAGAAGCAUUGAGUAUACAUGGGAAGAAUUGGAAAAAAGUAGAAGAAUAUGUUGGUACAAGAAGUGGAGCAUAAAUUAGGUAAUAUUGAAAUCGAUUAUUUACAUAGGUCUCAUGCUCAGAAAUUUUUCAAUAGACUUGAGAAAGAAUUUAAUAAAUAAUUUAAUGGGCUUAAGAGUUCAGAAAUUAAGUAAAUUUUUGAGAAUAAAAUGUUUCAUUAAUAUUCUGAAGGAGAAUCAAUUUAAAAAAAAUAGAAAAACAACUCUAUAAUGGGUAUGACCUCAUAUCUUUUAUAAUUUUAUUUUUAGAUGUUUCUGAAGAUGAAUUAGCGUUAAAUGUCGAAUCUAUGUAAGUUGAAUCUAAUCAAUAAUCAUAAUAAAUUAAAACUCAAAUACAAUAAGGUACUUUAGACCUAAAUUUACCUGACUCCCAAAUUCAUAAUACUACUAAAGAAUAAGUUACUAAAUAUUAAUAAAAAUAAAACAAAAUUCAAAAAAAACUCUAAGAUGUCUCAGAUUUAAAUCAACUUUCUGAUGAACUUCUUAAAGAUAUUUGUAAAUUACAUAAUGAAAAAAGUCAGNACAUUAGGUUCAUGUUUUUUGAUUAAUUUUUUUUUUGAUUAUUUUGGUUUUUAACAUAUUAUUUUCUUUUCUUUAAUAAUUUAUACUUUUUAUUCUGUUUUUUAUGAUUAUUAGUUUUGA
This is a messenger RNA of Paramecium sonneborni, 830 nucleotides long. The record is from the annotation of a GenBank genome assembly. Lineage: Eukaryota; Ciliophora; Oligohymenophorea; Peniculida; Parameciidae.